Dermatophagoides pteronyssinus (European house dust mite) is the source of this 2315-nucleotide messenger RNA. RefSeq lists its product as uncharacterized. The record is from RefSeq and is a predicted model, not a curated record. Gene Ontology annotation, cellular component: nucleus. Gene Ontology annotation, molecular function: RNA polymerase II transcription regulatory region sequence-specific DNA binding; DNA-binding transcription factor activity, RNA polymerase II-specific. NCBI's taxonomy places the organism in Eukaryota, Metazoa, Arthropoda, Arachnida, Sarcoptiformes, Pyroglyphidae. Gene Ontology annotation, biological process: embryonic morphogenesis; regulation of transcription by RNA polymerase II.
UCACAACAUAGUAAUUAUCAUCAUAAAUAUUCAUCAUAAUUAUUAUCAUCAUCAUCAUUAAUAGUCUUUAAAUGUGGCCGGUUAGCUAUUAAAUGAUGCAAUUAAGUGGACAAACGUUGAUAGCUGCAAAUCUAGCAGAACCAGUGUUUUUCAAAAAUGAACUAAAUUUUAACACUAGGUCCAAUUAUCAUAAUCUUUUGGAAUUUUCUCAUAAUAAUAAUAAUCAUCAUCAUCAUCAUAAUCAAAGUAGUAUUAACAAUCAUAAUCUAAUUACAAAUAAAGAUUUCAUUCAAUUUCAACUGAAUUCGCAACAAAUUAUGAGUCAGAAUAAAAGCUUAACAGCUACCUCACCGAUGACAAUGGUUCAUAAUAGUUUGCUCAAUUCGUCGGCCGAUCAAGCCGAAACAACAAUGUCAAAUAAAGUGGGAAAAUAUGUACGAGAAAUCAGUUCAUCACCAUUGUCGGUCAGUGCCGAAUCAAAUCAUUCAACAUCGCCGAUCUCCUCUCCUUUUAAUGGAAAAUCAAUUGAUAGUGAUGAUGAUGAACGAAUCUCUGUUUCAUCACCACCGGUUAAAUCUCAUCAAGUAUCAUCGAUCUCGAAUUAUUCGAUGCCAAAUCAAUUGGCCAAAUUAUAUGGCUAUUCAUUGGGACAAGGUCUUCCGAAUCAAUUCUCAUUUUCGUUUGGAUUUCCAUUUCCUUAUGGUCAACAAUAUGAUCUUAGUUUGGCAAACAAUUUAGCCAAUCAACAAUGUUCUCAGAAUAAUAAUACACUUCCUAAACAAACAAAACCAUCGACUAAUUUUUCCGUUGCCUCACUAUUAGCUGGCAGUGGUGAUAAUAUCAAUAAUGAAGAUAAUAAACAUUCUGAAGAUUCUAACAAGGUAAUCAACAUGAGUCGUAAUAGCUCAUAUUCUGAAGGUGAAGAUGAUGAUGAUAUUGAUGAAGAAAUGGUCGAAGAUUCAGCUGUCAAAUUAUCAUCAAAUAAAAUGAAUAAAGAUGAUGACGAUGAUGACGAUGAUGAAGCUGUUGAUAUGAGCAAUAGAAAUCCUGAACGAAAAAUCUCGGUUACACGUCUAAGUUCAAGUCUUUCACCAUCACAUCAAUUAUCACCACCAAAUAGCCGCAGUAAUAGUCCAUUUUCAUCGGAAUUCAAUAAAUCUCCCGAUAGUCAACAACCAUCAAAGAAUUUAACACAACAUCAAAUGAAUGUUGAUUCAAUGUCGGCUGCAUUACAACUUCAAUUGGCUGCAGCAGCAGCGGCUAGACAUCGAUUCUCAGUUGAUGGUAUUAUGUUGAACAACAGUCAGGCACAAGGUUCACAUCCUAUGUUUCCUUCGCAUGGUCAAACCCAUUCAUUGAUGUCAGGCGGACCAUUGCAUCAUCAAGCAUUAACAAGUGGUGGACAUCCACCAACAUGGCUUCCACAUCCAGCUGGAUCACAUGGUCUUGGUGGUCUUUCUGGUGCACAUCCAUUGAAUCCAUUUCAUCAUUGGCUUGCUCAGACAUCUGGCCCAUUAUCACCAUCACAUAAACCUGGUGAACCACCAAGAAUACCAGUAAAAUGUGCAUUGAGAAAACAUAAAAGCAAUAGAAAACCACGCACACCGUUUACAACACAACAAUUAUUGGCAUUAGAGCGAAAAUUUCGGAACAAACAAUAUCUUUCAAUUGCUGAGCGUGCUGAAUUUUCCAAUAGUCUUAAUCUGACUGAAACACAAGUGAAAAUCUGGUUUCAAAAUCGUCGAGCAAAAGAAAAGAGAUUGAAAGAAGCUGAAAUCGAAAAACUUCGUUUAUCAACGCGACCAUUUCCGGGACCAUUUGGGCCCUUUCCAGGUAUUCCAAGCGGACAUCCAUUUGUAAGCUUUAAUGGCAAUAUUGCAGCUGCAGCCGCAGCCGCUGCUGCUGCAAUGGCAGGCAGUAAUCAUACACAGACCAAUGGUGGCAAUAAAAAUUGUCAAUUACCUCCAUCAUCAUCAUCAUCAUCGACUACAAAUACGAAUACUACUUCCGAAACAGGAGCCAAUUCAAUAUUUGCAACAUUUCAUAAUUUAAAUUCUUAUGGUCAGCCAUCACCAUCAAUAACAUCAUCAUCAUCAUCAUCAUUAACCACGGCAACAACAGCAAAUAGUCAUUCAGAAACAUUAUCGACAACAAUUACACCUUCCAAUGCAUUAUCAUCAUCAUCAUCAUCAACAAAAACGGUGACAACAACAUCAACAACUAAUGCAUUAUUAUUGGAACAAUCUUCAUCAUGUGAACCAUCAUCAUCAUCAUUAUCAACCAUACAUCGAAAUCCUACAACAAAAUCAUCAUCA